This is a messenger RNA of Cryptomeria japonica (Japanese cedar), 1960 nucleotides long. RefSeq lists its product as uncharacterized. The transcript has 6 exons. The record is from RefSeq and is a predicted model, not a curated record. Bases 36 to 1766 code for a protein of 576 amino acids. NCBI's taxonomy places the organism in Eukaryota, Viridiplantae, Streptophyta, Pinopsida, Cupressales, Cupressaceae.
CAGCUUUCACGUUUAAAAAACAUUCAUUUUUCACAAUGCCUAAAAAGGAUGAGGCUUGGAAAUAUACUGAAGACUUUAUUGGCAGACAAAAAAAUCAAACAAAAUGUUUUUUUUGUAAAGAAAUUAAUUUUGGUGGCAUCAAUAGAUUUAAAUACCAUAUUGCCGGCAUACCUGGCCAUGAUAUUGAGGUAUGCAAAUUACAAACUCCUGAGGCAAAACGUUUCUGUUAUGUCCAAUUAGAAACACAUGAACAAGAAAAGUUAACUAAGAAGAGGCAAUUGGAAGAGUUAAGUGCUAUUGGCUCCCAUGCACCCACAUCCGCAUCUGCAUCCGCAUCCGCAUCCGCAUCCACAUCCGUAGGCUGUGUUGGAGAGGGUUCUUCCAUGCCUCCCUUUCACCCUAGUGCUUUUGCUAGUGCUAGUGCUUCUACUUCUACUCCUCCUGGUGGCACUAUUACCUUUGGCCCUAGAGUUCGGAAAUCCAGGUUGGAUAGUUAUUUUGUGCCGCGUAGUACUCCUGGGGCACAACCCUCGCUUGAGGGUAUGGGUUGGAACAAGGAGGUUCAUGAUGCUGCAAGAAAACAAAUUUGCAAGUUUUGGUACUUUUGCAACAUUCCAUUUAUUGCAGCCAGGUCUCCUUAUUGGCAAGGCAUGGUAGAUUCCAUAACCAUUUGUGGUGCGGGGUUUAAAGCCCCUACCGAUGCUGAGUUAAGUGGCCCCCUCUUGUUACAAAUGGUUGAGGAUAUGAAAGUUGAGCUAGAGGACCACCGACAGUCUUGGAGAGAAAAGGGUUGCACCAUCAUGACAGAUGGUUGGACGGAUAGGAGGAAUAGAACACUCCUAAAUUUUCUUGUUUCCUGCGGAGGAUCUACCAUGUUCUUGAAAUCUAUUGAUGCUUCCUCACAUGUGAAAAAUGCCACAUACUUAUGUGAGGCUAUUGAGGAAGUCAUACAAGAGGUGGGGGAAGAAAAUGUGGUGCAGGUGGUGACAGAUAAUGCAGCAAGUUAUGUUGCUGCAGGUAAACUUUUGAUGGAGAGGCACCCGAAAAUUUUUUGGUCUCCUUGUGCGGCCCAUUGCCUUGACCUCAUGUUGGAGGAUAUUGGUAAGCUUGAAUGGGUGAAAUCAAUAGUUGAAAGGGCCAAAUAUAUCAGCAAGUUUAUCUACAAUCAUGCAUUGGUCCUUAGCAUUAUGAGGCAAUACACGGGGCAAAAGGAGUUGGCUCGUCCAGGCAUCACGAGGUUUGCCUCAAACUUCCUCACACUGAAAUCCUUGAUAAAAUCAAAGGCGGCUUUGAGGCGUAUGUUUGUUGGUGAGGAGUGGACUUCCUCAUCCUAUGCUACAACCACUGCAGGGAUAGAUGUGGUAAAUUGCAUUUUUGAUGAGUCAGGUUUUUGGACCCCCUGUGGAGAAACCGUGCAGGUCACUGAGCCCCUCGUAGUUCUCCUACGAGUUGUUGAUGGGGAGAAGCCCUCUAUGGGCUAUAUAUAUGAGGGUAUGGAUAGGGCCAAGGAGGCCAUUAGGUCCAUAUAUGCAGGAGAUGAGGAUAAGUAUGGCCCCAUUUGGGAGAUUAUUGAUAGGAGAUGGCAGAACCAGCUUCACAGGCCCAUCCAUGCAGCAGCCUAUUACCUCAAUCCGGCAUUUCGAUUCCGUGAUGACUUCAAGGCAGAUGAGGAGGUUCUUAGUGGCCUGUAUACAGUGGUUCAAAAGUUGUGUACUGAUGGCACAGCCUCAAGAACAACGCUCCAGCUGGAUAAAUAUAAUAAUUGAGAAGGGGCAAUCUUCUCAAGCAGCAUGUGCAUAGAGGCUCGAACACAAUUGCAGCCAGAUAGAUGGUGGCAAAUGUUUGGGCCCUCAACCCCAAACCUUCAAAAAAUUGCCAUCCGUAUUUUGAGCCAGCCAUGCAGUGCUUCUGGAUGUGAGCGCAAUUGGUCAAUGUUCGAGCACAUCCAUUCGAAGAGGCG